Messenger RNA from Populus euphratica (Euphrates poplar), 2425 nucleotides. RefSeq names its product Protein kinase superfamily protein (gene CRN). Gene Ontology annotation, molecular function: ATP binding; protein kinase activity. The record is from RefSeq and is a predicted model, not a curated record. The transcript has 3 exons. Gene Ontology annotation, biological process: protein phosphorylation. NCBI's taxonomy places the organism in Eukaryota, Viridiplantae, Streptophyta, Magnoliopsida, Malpighiales, Salicaceae. The coding region runs from base 825 to 2009 and encodes 394 amino acids. Gene Ontology annotation, cellular component: membrane.
GUCCCCUUCCCUCUAGAGAGAGAGAGAGAGAGAGAGAGAGAGAGAGAGAGAGUAUCGCACACUGAAUGUGUUGUUUAUUUUCUAGAGAGAGAAACUGAAAAAAGAAAGAGACUCCCAUAGGAGGAGGCUUUAGCUAGUAAGUAGCUGCUGUAGUUCUUUUUUGUUUCUCUACCUGCUACUUUUAGUAUUAUAUUAACUGUUUUCUUCUUUAUAAUAGCAAGUAGUUGAGGGCCUUUUGAUUUUGUUCUUGAGGUGGUCAAAGAAAACGAAUAGUCACUACUCUGACUUACUAUUAGAAUAAAAGAAGAUUGUAUCAUUUCUGAAGUUUUUGUGUUUCUGGGUUUGUUGAAGACCUUUUCCUUUGUGAAAUGUGGUGUAUUUUGGGGGCAGUAACCAAUGCGUGCAGUGUGAGUGCAGCUCUCUUAGUGUGAAAUUCACCGAAGAAGUGGGAAUCAGUGACGUUAAGAUUCUUGGUUUCUUUCUGGUGAAGAUUUUGAGUUGGGAUUCGAUUUUUAUCUCAUAUUAUCCCUUAGUUUCCAACACUUGGAAAAAAAGUUCUCUUAACAAAUAUGGCUUCAUAUAUAUGAUGGGGUUUCUUUAAGAAACUGGUCCUCUUGAAACUCGCUGGGUUUCUCGUUUUCAAGCUCCUUGGAGUUGGUGUCCUUGAGAAUGCCAAAGAUUGAAGCUUAUGAUUAAUGGUCUUGGGUUUAAGCGAGAAUCUUGAGUUAUAAGGAGUAUUGAAGAUGUGGGUUAUGGAGAUUUUGUUGAGCUUGUGGUAUCAUUUAUAGGGUCCUGUGGGAGGUCUUGAGGCCUUUUAGGUCCUAAUGGAGAAAAGAAGAUAUAGUCUUGGAGUUAGCAAUAGCACAGUCACAGCUUCACUGCCUUUUCUGUUCGUUCUUUGCUUGUACUGCGCAAGUGUACAAUGUCAAGAAAGUAGUAAAGUCACACCUCCAUCUCCUUCUACUCCAACCCAAUCCAAGAAUGGACUCAAGAGAAUACUUGUAAGCAUCUUCUUAGGAGUCUUGACUGGAUUAAUAGGAGCCGUUGUUUUUGCUUUUGUAGUCCGUUUCUUGGUCCGGUACAUGAAGAGAACUCCGAUUCUCAAAGGCCCAGUUAUAUUUUCUCCAAAAAUCACUCCUAAAAGUCUUCAAUCAGCUCUUGAAAAUGAGAAUCAAUUGCUAGGUUCAAGCUCCAAUGGAAAGUAUUACAGGACUGCACUGGACAAUGGGCUAACCAUUGCUGUCAAGAGGUUCGAGCCAUUUGAGAUUGGCUCCCCUGAGAGGCAGAGCAAAUCAAUAAAGAGAAGGAUACAGCAGGAGCUGGAAAUGCUAGCUAGUUUGAGACAUCGGAAUCUGAUGAGUUUAAGGGCUUAUGUUCGCGAGCCAGAUAGGUUCUCUUUGGUUUAUGAUUAUGUGCCAACCGGGAGUCUUGAAGAUGCAAUGAAUAGAGUGAGAGAGAAUGAGUUGCAACUUGGAUGGGAAGUUCGGCUUCGGAUAGCCGUUGGGGUUAUUAAAGGGCUCAGGUAUCUUCAUUUUGAAUGCGCCCCUCAGAUUUUGCAUUAUAAUUUGAAGCCCAGGAAUGUGAUUUUGGAUGCUGAGUUUGAACCAAGGUUGGCUGAUUUUGGACUGGCUAAGCUUACGCCUAAUUUGGAUAGAGCUACGUCUGGAUAUAGUGCUCCUGAGUGUUUCCAAGAUUGCAGGUACUCGGAUAAAAGUGAUGUUUUCAGCUUUGGGAUGAUAUUAGGUGUUUUGCUAACUGGGAGAGACCCUACAGAUCCAUUCUUUGGGGAAACAGCUAGUGGGGGUAGUUUGGGUCGUUGGCUUCGACAUUUGCAACAAGCAGGGGAGGCGCGAGAGGCGCUUGAUAAGAGUCUUCUUGGGGAAGAAGUUGAGGAAGAUGAGAUGCUUAUGGCAGUGAGAAUUGCUGUUGUUUGUCAAUCAGAAAUGCCUGCAGAUAGGCCUUCAAGUGACGAGCUUGUCCCCAUGCUAUCCCAACUGCACAGUUUUUAAAGGAAAUCUAGAAUAUCUUCUUCAUGUGGACAGUUCACGCAUGCAUGUUACUACCACCAAUAAAGCUCUGCAGCAUAUAUUAUAGUAUGAGCUUAGCUGAUCUUAAUGGUUUGGAAUCAUUAACUCCAGCUGUGUCUCCUGUAAAUGUCUUUCUGGGAUUUCUCCUGUUUAUAUUGAAGAGUGAAUGUUGAUGGGAUGAGCCCAGCAGUGAGUAUGUAUAUGGUAAAAUGUACCUGAUGAUGUGGGCAUGCCUUGGGAGCAUGAAAAGCUUGCAAAAAAGCAUGAAAUGGGAUACCGAGAGAUCGGAAAGGUCAUGCUUCCGGGACCAAAAGCAGGAACAUGGUGCGAUAGGCUUUAAGUUGAGUAAUAAUAGAAAGUGUCAAUUUGCCCUUACAGCUGUCAAUACACGGGCACUU